Molecule: messenger RNA, 297 nt
Organism: Aureococcus anophagefferens
Lineage: Eukaryota; Pelagophyceae; Pelagomonadales; Pelagomonadaceae
Exons: 1
Biological process (GO): SRP-dependent cotranslational protein targeting to membrane; SRP-dependent cotranslational protein targeting to membrane, signal sequence recognition
Cellular component (GO): signal recognition particle, endoplasmic reticulum targeting
Molecular function (GO): 7S RNA binding
Source: RefSeq, a predicted model, not a curated record
GUUAUAUGGCCAAAUAACAUAAAUUCAAAAAAGUUUAUAUCCCAGGGCCGGCGCAUCAGCGUGGAACACGCAUGUGAGGACCCAAUUGUUCAGGAGAUGUCUGAAGUCUGCCAGUAUUUGAACCUGACCCACGUAAUCGAGCCGUACAAGUCACUGCCGAGAGAUGUUGCAGCGUAUCCCGGCCGGAUCCGAGUUCAGCUCGCCUUGGACGGAGAUGGAGGCCGCGUAAAUAUUGAGUCGCGAAUUGCAUUGAUGCGUAAGAUGGGAGAAUUGAUUCCAAAGCUCAAUAUUCGGAAA